ACCCGCUGUUGCCAUUCCUCCAAAAUUGAGCAGAGAAGCAGCAUCCGUUUCACCAGGAUCCACUUUUAACUCUGAAACAAAAAGAAGACGACAAGGUUCAGCGGCUUCCGAGUGAUUCAGCAAAACGUCUUUCCUUUUUGAGGACAAGGUUGAGAAGACAUGUCGCCCGCUUUGGCGGUUUGGGUCAUCCUGCUGCUUCAAAGUGGAGCUCAAGGAUUCGGGAUUCUGCCAGGAAGUUCGAAGAGUCACCAAGAGAUCACAGAAGAAGCCAUUUUGAACGUCACCGUGCAGGUGUGCCUAGCGCUGGCCGAAGCUGAGGGCAGCGACUUCGCCUUUCCCCCGCAGCCGUUUACCGCCACAGGCGUGGCAGCCGCUUGCAGGGCCGGAAACUCCAUCAGGAGCUACGAGCAAGCCAUCAGGUCCAUCACGUUGCGCAACAUACGCGUGGACCUGGUCGAAGCGGUCAACCCCAGCUUCCACUUUGACGACGAGACCUUCGUCAGCGGUCGGAACAUCAUCACCACCGGCCUGCAGACGGUCAAGGCCAACAAUAAGGAGGAGAACUUUGAAGCGGCCCGGGAAAACCUGGGAGAGACCCUACACACGCUUCAGGACUUUUACAGCCACAGUAACUGGGUGGAGAUCGGCAUGAGCUUUCCCAACUCUAACCUUCUCAGAUCCGACACCAGCAUCGGCAACUUAGCAGACGAGAGCAGGGCGACAUGUCGCAGCUGCGAUGGCGACGACUGCAGAAACAACAUCCUGGAGGACAUCAUCAGCGAGCAGGUUCUGACCACGGGAUAUUUUGGACUCAUUCCAUUGAUCGACACCAAGCCCAGCGGAAAGUGCAGCCACGGAGGAGCCGUGGACGUGACCAGCAGGAUCGAGCCCACCGGCGGGAUCAACAAAGACACGACCGAUUCAGAGCACGGCUUCCUCCACUCAGAAGCGGCCCGUCUGGCCACGUCGGCGACCAGCGAGAUCCUGGAGGACGUUCGACGAGCGGCAGGAGAUGAACCUUUCCUCCAAAUGUUGGGCGUGUCCAGAGGAACCGGCAAAGCUCUUUGUUUGGUGAUCGACACCACGCAGAGUAUGAGCGAUGAUAUCGCGGCCGUGCGCACGGCGACUUCCACCUUCAUCGACAGCCAAGUGGAAACUGACAACCAACCUUUGUCCUACAUUCUCGUGCCCUUCAACGAUCCAGAAUUCGGGCCGGUGAUGAGAACGAGUGACCCAGAAGUCUUCAAGGACAUUGUGGAUGAUCUGAUGGCAAGCGGUGGAGGAGAUGAAGGGGAGUUGAGUCUCUCAGGGCUCCAGUUGGCAUUGACGAACGCUCCCCGGAGCUCGGACAUCUUCCUCUUCACAGACGCCCCGGCCAAAGAUGAACAGUUGAAGUCCACUGUCAUCGCUAACAUUGAGCGGACUCAAUCUGUGGUGUACUUCCUGAUCACAGGAACACCGGCGAACACUCGGCGGCGGCGUAGGCGGAAUACCAGGAUUGCAGACUCGGACGCUCAGGUGUACAAAGAUCUAAGCGAUGCCGCUGGAGGUCUGGUCAUAGAAGUGGACAAGGACCAACUCUUGGAGGCUACCAGCAUCAUCGGGCAAAUGUCCAACUCAACUGUGGUGACACUCGUGCGAGCCUCCAGGACUCCAGGAGAGAACGCAAACUUCAGUGUUGUGAUUGACGGGACAACCAGCAAUGUCCGACUUUUCAUCACGGGAAAUCCAGCUAAUGUCAUGCUGGUGGAUCCUGAGGGCCGUGAGGUCAAUCUGCGCAACGCGGAGGCGGACCAAUUGACCUCGUCUUUCACGUCGGUGGGAAACUUGGAAAGUUGGCAGCUGAGGCCUCAAGUGGGAACGUGGCAAGUGAUGGUGGAGGCAACAAAUCCGUACACACUGAGGGCCACAGGUCAGAGUCCCCUUGACUUCCUGUUUGACUUUGCGGAGUUCGUCCCCUCCCCAUCAAACACGUUUGAUGUUCUCGACUCACGUCCAUUGGCGGGCACCAACGGAGGUUUGCUGGUGAUGCUUACGGGGAGCAACACUGCGGAUGUGAUGGAGGUCACUCUGGUUGAGUCAGCGGGAUCGCUGGAGGUCCCGGGAAACGUGGAGUCGCAGGAAGGCGGCAACUUCCUGGUUCGGGUCGACAAUAUUCCAUCUGUGCCGUUUGUGGUGCGUGUAAAGGGAAACGAGGUGAACGCCACAACGGGAGGAGUCUUUCCUUUCCAAAGGGAGUCGGCGACCAGCUUUCGGGCGUCCAAUUUAACUAUCAAGGUUGAUGCCGAGCGAAACCUCGUCCCCGGGACGGAGUUCUCUGUGCCUUUUACCGUGACCGCCAAAGAAACUGGAGGGAAUAUCACGAUCCGGGCGACCACCAACAACCCGCUCUACACAGCCAGCGCUCCGAACGUUCUCCUGGUGGAGCCGCCGGGACUGAGCGCCAACGGCACCGUGAUGCUCGCUGUGCCACUCAACACACCGUCAGGCACCACCGUCACCCUCGUCAUUGAAGCGGAGGCCCCCGGAGGCGACGACAUCAACUAUGCCAUCCUCAGAAUUUCCGUCCUGAAUCCAGUUUCGGACUUCACGGCUCCCGUGUGCCAGGUGCUGCGCAUCGUCAACUGCGUCAACACCAGCGCAAACCCGUGGGAGCUGUCGCUGAAGGUGAGCGACGGCGCCGAAGGGACGGGCGUGGAGCGGGUCAACCUCACGCAAGGCAACGGCACGCUGACCCUCACACCGGACACCGAAAACCAGAACGACAUCCUGGCCACCUAUGAGGGAUUUUGCGAUUCGCCCGAUGUGGAGCUGCUGGUGGUGGACAACGUGGGCAAUGCGGACAUGUGCUCCUUCAACGCCUUUACCACAAGCUCCGGCUGCGUGGCCUCUUUCCUCACUCAGACAGCCCUCGGUUGCGCUGUGCUCACCCUGGUGCUCGGAUUUCCGGAGAACCUGAACAUGUUCUGAAGUCUCGUCGCAAAAGCGUCGCCAAUUGCAGCAAUGCAAUUUUUAAUCGUGCUAAUGUAAUGUCUUGCCCUAGUGGCCAACAUCCAAUACUGCAGGUUCAAAUGUUGGUAAUUUCAAGAUUAUGUGGAAACAAUCUAUUAAGAAAACUG
Syngnathus acus (greater pipefish) is the source of this 3119-nucleotide messenger RNA. Its product is annotated as von Willebrand factor A domain-containing protein 7-like. The transcript is spliced from 14 exons. NCBI's taxonomy places the organism in Eukaryota, Metazoa, Chordata, Actinopteri, Syngnathiformes, Syngnathidae. The record is from RefSeq and is a predicted model, not a curated record. The coding region runs from base 160 to 2970 and encodes 936 amino acids.